AUGUCAGGCCCCGGCCCAGGCUCAAGCUAUUACAUUGGACCCUUCGGCCGUAUGUUACCCACCGCAGAUGGUCCAUACUCGGAGCAGCAACCCGAGCUUCCAGCUAAUUUGCCAGAUUCUGAGGACCCCCCAUACCAACUUCCGCCCCCGCGUGUACCGGCCGGUUUACAAUUCGGGACAGACUUGUCUCUCAGGACAGACCACUCCGACGGCAAAGACAAUGGACCCCAGAAGCCCGAACAACUCCCAUCCUUGAGCCAAAUCUUCACCACUGAGGCGCCUUCCAGUUCACACUCUAAAGUAUACGCUCCUCUGACCCCAGGAGCCGAACGCCGUGAAUCUGCAUACACUUUCCCCCAUCAUGACCCGAGGUUGUCUGCACAGCAUGCCCAGUCUGCCAUGCAUGAUAGAGCUAAAGGACGCUCCGAGUCACUUCAAUCCCAAAAUACCGCCCUGCCAUCGUUAUCCCAGGUGACAUCACAGAGUCAUAGAGAUCUGUCUCAUCACACGCCCACGAGGAGCGAUCCAUCCACAGCACCGUUUCCUCCCCCAUUGGCAUAUACCAACACACUGCCCCACGACCAAGGACCCGGAGAGCUUUCAUCGUCUGACGGUUCGGGCCGGCCAGUAAAGACACCUGUCCGACCUGCUGUGAUAGAUGAGCGAGUCAUAGAGGGAGAAGGGCUAUGUUUCAUCUACGCGGAUGGGUCAUAUUGCCCACAGACCAUCGAUGGGACACCGGUGAAUGCUAACUGGGGCGUGACCAAGGCUGGUAGGCCGAGGAAGCGACUGGCACUCGCAUGUUUGACGUGCCGGGAGAAGAAGAUCAAGUGCAAUCCUGCCACUGAGGCUAUUUGUGACCAAUGUCGGAAAUCGGGACGAGAAUGCCGGUUUGAAAGUGCCCCGCGCGGCAACCGUGCCUCAGCGAGAGGGUCAACCGGGCCUUCUGGCAGACCUGACCCCUGCGCCCCUCCUUUCGCCUCGGAUGGUUCUCCGUCACUUUACAACGUCACUCGAGACUCGUCUAGUGUGACCUCUCUCUCCGGGGCCAAUGGACAUUCGCCGGCUUCAGAGGGUUCAAACCUCACACCAUCGGGUCAAGAUGCCACAUAUGAAACCAUGGCCGAUGCAGACAGAGCUUUAAGGUCCCGGUCCUACCGUCUCCCACCCCAUUUCUCCACAGAUGACACCCUCGGACGAGCCUCGGCACAUAUCGAGACCACGCGUUCACCCGAAUACUCUGAGAUUCUGGGGGAACUCAAAGACAGCAACCUUGAUGACCCACUGAUGACCUCCUGGUAUAUCGAUCCGUACGAGGUUGACCCAGAAUCGACUCUUCAUUAUACCGAGUGCUACUUUUCGCACGUGAACAACGGUCUGUAUCACCUUUUCCCACAUGGUCGAUUCCCUCUGUGGUUGAAGACGUGCCCUACCAAGACUGCCGAAGACAAGAUGCUUCUCUAUACCAUGAUGACCCUUGGUUCCGUGUUUUCAAACAGACCGGACAAACUUGGAGCUAUGAAACAAUAUGCUCGCAUAGCCCGCUUUGCUAUCAACAAAAGUCAGCAUAAACUGUCCUUGCAGCUUGCGCAGAGUCACAUAAUCAUGAGUCUUUGGUACUACGCGACAGGCUCCUUGGCUGGGUCUUGGGAUUCGAUAGGCGCAGCGGGACGAGCAGUCUUUGGACUUCGCUACAAUGUGGAAUCUGGAGGCGUUGUCAGCCAAAGUCAGACAAAUGACUACGGGUUGCACCCGCAAGCAUUAAUUGAGUGCCGCCGGCGCACAUUUUGGAUCGCCUUCGUGCUCGAUCGCUUCUCGAGUCUCUAUUCCGCUUCGCUAACUAGCAUAUCGUCGGAUGCGGCCUUGUUAAGACUUCCCUGCCGGGAAGAAAUCUACGAAUCCCAGCAAUACGCCACCGUGCCCUAUUUCCAAUCCUUUCUCAACUACUCUCCAACCUCUCCCGAGAGUGACCGCUCCACUCUCAGCGCGAUGGCCUUCAUGAUCGAGAUCAUGGCUGUUUGGGGGGACGUCUCUUUACACGUUACUCGUUUACCUCACAUUCCCCCCGAAGCGUACAAUCGAUUUUCUGAGGAUUUCCAUGUCACCACCGUUCAAAAAGCAACCCAUUGGAUCAACCGACUUCCCGACUACUUGACUUUCUCGUCUAUGAAUAUGGAGCGGAACAUUCGACAAAGGAAAGCAGACACUUUCAUUUCGAUCCACUUAUUCUAUCACGCCAGUUUGAUGAAACUGUACAGACACACCCGGUAUCAGGCACUGCGACCCGAAAUGCUGGUCCAAUACAUUCAUCGAGCACGAUUCCACGCGAUUGAGAUUAUUCGCAUAGCACUGGCCUUUGACCAAUAUUCCAAGGAGAUCAAGUCUUCCCGGCUUGCCACAGAACCAUCUGCACCUCAAAUAUCCCUGCUGAACCCAUUCCUGGGCUACUUGAUUCUCUCCGCCGUGGAUGUCCUAGGCGCAGCCGGCCUAGCCUCCCAGCUACACGAGUGCAUCUCGUAUACCCGAAGCGCACUGGAGACAAUCCAGGAACUCAGUCGCUACUGGGACAGCUCUUUGCAACUGGUGACUGUUAUCCAAAGGCGUCUCGUGGUAAUGAUUGACUGCCUCAACGAGCGCAGCGUCAUUGAAGAGAAGCAGGGCUUCGCGUUGGAAGGGCCAUCCCUGGAAUCCAAAGCUCACACGGGGGGUUUACUAUCACAGCCACCCACCAGCCCAAGCGAGGAUCUAUUCUCGGGCUCAAUGCCCAAAGAAGUUCUUUUGAACGCCUUGCGAGUUGAUGAGACCCUCAUCUCAGCAAGCAACAUUGCCUGGAUCAGAGAUCCAUGA
Molecule: messenger RNA, 2847 nt
Organism: Penicillium olsonii
Lineage: Eukaryota; Fungi; Ascomycota; Eurotiomycetes; Eurotiales; Aspergillaceae
Source: the annotation of a GenBank genome assembly